Beta vulgaris subsp. vulgaris (sugar beet) is the source of this 1805-nucleotide messenger RNA. Its product is annotated as pre-mRNA-splicing factor SLU7-like. The transcript has a single exon. The record is from RefSeq and is a predicted model, not a curated record. The coding region runs from base 7 to 1602 and encodes 531 amino acids. NCBI's taxonomy places the organism in Eukaryota, Viridiplantae, Streptophyta, Magnoliopsida, Caryophyllales, Amaranthaceae. Gene Ontology annotation, cellular component: spliceosomal complex. Gene Ontology annotation, molecular function: pre-mRNA 3'-splice site binding. Gene Ontology annotation, biological process: mRNA splicing, via spliceosome.
ACGGGUAUGGGUGAUCGUAAAGAAUUCGAGUGUGUGGCGUAUAAGUCUAGGGAAGAUCAUAGGAAGGAGUUAGAAUUAGAGGAAGCUAGGAAAGUUGGUCUUAUACCAGCUGAGGUUGAUGAAGAUGGAAAAGAAAUAAAUCCUCAUAUACCAAAGUAUAUGUCUUGUGCUCCUUGGUAUAUUGGUUCAAAUAAGCCUAGUUUGAAGCAUCAAAGGAAGAGGAAUUCGGACAUGAAUUAUACGACAUCAUGGUAUAACAGAGGUGAGAAAGGUUUUCAGGCAGAGAAGUAUAGGAAAGGUUCUUGUGCAAAUUGUGGUGCCAUUACUCAUGAUGUAAAGUCGUGCAUUGAUAGACCUCGAAAAGUUGGAGCGAAGUGGACAGGAAAACACAUUGCACCAGAUGAAAUAAUAGAGGAGUUUGAGAUAGAUUAUGAUGGGAAACGUGAUAGAUGGAAUGGUUUUGAUCCUGCAAGUUAUGCAUAUGUUGUUCAUAGAUAUGAGGCGAAAGAGGAAGCGAGGAAUAAGUACCUUAAGGAACAUAAGUUGAAAAAGUUCGAGGAUGAGGCUAGUGAUGAUGAUGAUGAUGAUGAGGUAGAGGAUGGUUUGAAAGUUGACGAGGCCAAGGUUGAUGAGAGCAAGCAAAUGGAUUUCGCAAAGGUUGAGAAACGUGUACGUACUACUGGUGGAGGGAGCACUGGAACUGUAAGAAAUUUGCGUAUAAGAGAGGAUACAGCCAAAUAUCUGUUGAAUCUUGAUGUUGAUUCGGCCUACUAUGAUCCUAAAACUCGGUCUAUGCGUGAAGAUCCUAUGCCAGAUGCUGAUCCAAAUGACAAGUUUUAUGCUGGGGAUAAUCAAAAUCGAAUUAGUGGUCAAGCUAUGGAGUUCAAGCAGAUUAAUUUGCAUACUUUUGAGGCUUAUGACAAGGGACAGGAUAUGCACUUGCAAGCAGCUCCUUCGCAAGCUGAAUUGCUGUACAAGAACUUCAAGGUUAAUAAAGACAAGUUGAAGUCCCAGGUGAAGGACACUAUCAUGGAGAAGUAUGGCAAUGCUGCUGCAGAAGAGGAGAUUCCGCGAGAACUUUUAUUUGGACAAAGUGAAAAACAAGUUGAAUAUGAUCGUGCAGGUCGGGUAAUUAAGGUGCAGGAGACUGUACUUCCCAAGAGUAAAUACGAAGAUGUACUGUUACUGUAUGCCAAUAAUCACACAAGUGUUUGGGGAUCAUGGUGGAGUGAUUUUCAAUGGGGCUACAUAUGCUGCAAACAGACAAUUCGAAACAGCUAUUGUACAGGUGCUGCAGGAAUUCAGGCUGCAGAAGCAUCAGGAGACCUGAUGAAAACUAACAUUGCUCGCAAACAAAACCCAGCGCGUACUGAGGAGAAAAAGCUGGCUACUUGGGGUGCAGAGGUGCCAGAGGAUUUGGUUCUGGAUGAAAAGAAACUUGCUGAAGCCUUCAACAAGGAGAAUUCAAGAAAGAAAGAAGACAAGGAUGAUAGAAAACGGAAAUACAACGUUAGCUAUGACGACAAUGUGACACAGGAAGAGAUGGAAGCCUACAGAAUGAAGAGGGUACAUCAUGAUGAUCCUAUUAAAGAUUUCCUGUAAGGUUGUAUUUAUGAAUACCUUUCAGAUAACACAAGCUUAGAAUUAAACUUUUAGUUCUCUAUUAUCAUAAUAAUAUCAUAUACGAUAUUGUAUCAACUAGGAUAAUGUACUCAACAAUUCUCCAGCUAGUAAAAGUGUAAAAUACAUAAAUCUUAUCCUAUAUUUGAAGACUUCAAUGUAGAAUUUUCAGCAUUUCAUCACUA